This is a messenger RNA of Colossoma macropomum (tambaqui), 3360 nucleotides long. RefSeq names its product major facilitator superfamily domain containing 2a-like 2 (gene mfsd2al2). Gene Ontology annotation, molecular function: symporter activity. Gene Ontology annotation, cellular component: membrane. Gene Ontology annotation, biological process: carbohydrate transport. The record is from RefSeq and is a predicted model, not a curated record. The coding region runs from base 922 to 2814 and encodes 630 amino acids. The transcript has 14 exons. Lineage: Eukaryota; Metazoa; Chordata; Actinopteri; Characiformes; Serrasalmidae.
AUAUUUGCCAAUGACAGUAUAUAAAUGUGAAUAACCUUUUUAAGUCUUUAAGAACCUAACGUAAAGGUUCAAGGACAAUGGUUUACAUUAUGUGAAAGUUCUUUAAACCUUUUAAAAGUUCUUCAUGGUCAAAAAUCUUUUUAAAUAUUUUUAAGCUUGAUUCUUUAGAGGACCUAAAGUGGUUCCUAUGAGGCAUUGCUCAAAGAACCCUUUAUGGCAGUGUGCUGUGACAUAUUUCCCAAUUGAAACAUGGUACCAGAGAGGAUCUAGUGGAGCUCGAUGAUAGAUGGUGGUGUUGGGAGGGGUUUGGUAAAAGGUGAAAUUGGUUAAUAUAAUUUUUUCAUUUUUUCAACGAUUUAGAGGUGAGGAAAGUACUUACAUUUUGGUGGAAGAUGACGGAACGCAAGGAUUUGUUAAGUGGUUUAUGAUGAAUUGUGCUUAACGCGACCAGGGACAUGAACUAACAAGGAAAAAAUGUCCACUUUGACUUUCAAAAAGUGGUUCUUUAUAGAACCAUCUAUUGAAAGCCUCUUUCAACAGAUGGUUAUUCUAUGGUUUUGCUCCACACAAUCCUUUCUAGCACUGUUUUUCAGAGUGUGGGUGAUUUGCUAGUCACCAUGGGAGUCGGAGUAAAAGGAUUUUUUUUCUUUGCCAGUGCUUUGUGUUUUGUAAAACUAAUCAUGUGAUUGACAGGAGCUGUGGUUGAUGGGCGGAGUUUCAGUGUGGGUAUUAUCAGGUACACACAGGUAAGCAUGUUCUUAGGUUUCACUCUUCCCAGGCAUUAGUGGUAUAAGAAGAACAGACCUAUGAAUGUGGAUUGUAGUAGUAGAAAAAAGGCAAGAAGAUCUAGAAAUUGCCCAAAAGACGGCUUCAUAUUUUAAAUGAAAUAGACAUUGCAUCUAGAAGGAGACUGGCGCCAGUAUGACUCCCAUUCAAGCACUGCAGGAUAAACUACAGUCAUGGAAAAGGUUUUGUGCCUGUACCGCUGCUGAACAGGAAGAAAGCACCAGAAAAGAAGAGUCUCACGGUCGAGGUGGAAUUCCUCUUUGCACUAAGUUAUGCUAUGCAGUUGGUGGUAUUCCAUAUCAGACGACCAACAUUGCCAUGGCUUUCUCCUUCCAGAUCUUUCUACUGGACGUUGUGCAGAUCGAGCCCCUUUUCGUCUCUCUGAUCCUGUUCGUAAACCGAGCAUUGGACGCCCUCACUGACCCUCUGGUGGGCUACCUGGUGAGCAGGAGUAGGCGGAGCCCAAUGGGAAAGCUGCUUCAUUGGUCAGUUUUGUCCAUGCCAAUGGGCGUUCUCUCUUACGCCCUCCUCUGGUUCAUCCCUCACACUGCAGCCAGCUCCUCAGCCACUGUGGCCUGGUACCUCACAGUGAGCUGUCUGUUCGAGACCUUCAUGAGUUGCUAUCAUGUCCCAUAUACUUCCCUGAACAUGUUCCUGGGAGGAAGUGAGAGAGACCGAGAUUCAGCCACAGCUUACAGGAUGAGUGUGGAGGUGUUGGCGAUGCUGUUGGCUGCUGUGAUUCAGGGUCAGGUGUUGCGAGUGUAUAAUUCAGAGAGAGAGAGCUCCUGUGUGAAUCUGGAUGAAAAUCAUGGCGAGCUCACACACCCCACGCCUUCUCAGCCCUCCGCUCCUCUGCAUCUCACGAGAGGGGCCUUCAUGACCUCAGCUCUGGUGCUGGGGGCUCUUUUCUUCCUCUGCUGCAUGUUGCUGUUUCUGGGUGUGAAAGAGCAAAGCGGGGGUCAGGACGGGCAGAUUGGCCGGCGCAGGUCAUACCUGAAAGAUCUGAAGAUGCUGAUUGGCCACGUCUCCUAUCAGCGCCUGGUCCUGGGCUUUCUCUUCUCAUCGCUCGCCUUCCAGAUGUCUUUAGGAAACUUUGCUUUGUUCUGCAUUCAUGUGGCAGGAUUGGGGGCUCAGUUCCAGAAUCUCAUGCUGGCUAUAUUGGUUGCAGCUGCUGUAUCCGUGCCUUUGUGGCAAAUGACUCUGGUGAGGCUGGGAAAGAAGAGCACGCUGUUUAUUGGCCUACCUCUCCUCAUCCCUGCUCUGAUCGUCUUUGUGUCCGUGACGGAGAACUUUCCAGUGUAUGUGGCCGUGUGUGUUCUGGUUGGGGCCAGUGUAGCUACACUGUUCUUGUUACCAUGGUCCAUGCUGCCGGAUGUGGUAGAUGAUUUUGCGCUGCAGAACCCCUGCUGUACGGACCUGGAGCCCCUGUUCUUCUCCUGCUCUUGCUUCUGUAACAAGCUCGGUGGUGGGCUAUCUGCUGGCAUCUCCACCAUGACGCUACACCUGACUGGUUAUAAAACAGGAGCGUGUAACCCUGAUGAAGGAGUCGUCACAGCACUGCGCUUGCUUUUGGCUCCUGUACCGAUUGUCCUACUGCUGGUGGGCUUGAUCUUCUUCUAUCUGUACCCCAUCGACGAAACGCGUCGCCAGCAGAUCCAACACGACCUGGAACAAAUAAGAUCCAGGGCAAAAAGGGAAGAAGUGGACAUCAGAAGGCAGCAGAGCAGCCCGCAGCAAAGGCCCAGUCAGAGCAUCGUCCACUCAAAGACUAGCAUAGCAUCAUCAUCUCUUGGCACAAAAAAAUUGUUUCCCCAGUUGAGAAAUGCUCCUGUAUCUUCUCCUCGAGAGCACUGCAACAAAAUCACUCCAUACAGUCAUAGUUCCACUCGGUCAGUCUGCAGUUUAGAGCAACGGUUCGAUAAACCCAGCUCAAAGAGCGAUAUUCCUGCAUCUCAGCACAGCACCCACCAGUCUGCACUGAAAUGUUAUGAGACGCGCUGUAAGAGGGCGAAAGUUACAUGGGUGUGAAUUAAACUGAUUUGUCUUCAGCAGGCUGCACUCGUUUUUGUGUGACUGUGAAUAGUAUGAAAUAACUCCUGUAGAUCUGUGGUCCUCCAGGUCCAGCGGUGAAUAUGUCUGAUGUAGGCCAGUGUUCAAAAGUAUGUAAUCAGUGUUUUUAUCAAUAUAAAACCAGAUUGGUGGCUGAUAAGUGUAUAAAAUGAUUCCAGUAUCCUUGUCCUGUGCACCAUUACAGGUUUCGGAUAAUAAGUAGGACACUAAGAAUCAGCAUAAUUAAAAAAUAUAUAAUAAUAAAUUAAGAAUUCUUGUGAAUGAUAAACAGGACUGCAGAUGAUUAUAAAACGACUGAGAAAUCUGUUAUAGCAUCAAGAAUUGUAGAAUAAUUAAAUGAUAAAAAUUGACAUCCAUCAUAUUUCAAGAGUGGGGUUCGAAUCUUAAGGCAAAUAACCUUAGAAAAACAUGAAUAUAAAUAGGUUAUUACAGUAUAUUAUUCACAAUUUAAUUCACUUCCUGUUCACAGAACUCUUGAAAUGUUUAAUAAAACAUUUAAAAUAC